This is a messenger RNA of Chionomys nivalis (European snow vole), 2589 nucleotides long. It is a transcript of the gene Pnn, whose product is annotated as pinin, desmosome associated protein. Gene Ontology annotation, cellular component: catalytic step 2 spliceosome. The record is from RefSeq and is a predicted model, not a curated record. Lineage: Eukaryota; Metazoa; Chordata; Mammalia; Rodentia; Cricetidae. The coding region runs from base 56 to 2212 and encodes 718 amino acids. The transcript is spliced from 9 exons.
CGGCGCGGCAGUGCGCGGCCUGUAAAGCAGUCGCGAAGCCUGCUGCAGAGAGAAGAUGGCGGUCGCGGUGAGAACUUUGCAGGAGCAGCUAGAAAAGGCCAAAGAGAGCCUCAAGAACGUGGACGAGAAUAUCCGCAAGCUCACCGGCCGGGACCCAAACGAUGUGAGGCCCAUCCAAGCCAGAUUGCUGGCCCUUUCUGGUCCUGGUGGAGGUAGAGGACGCGGUAGCUUAUUGCUAAGGCGUGGAUUCUCAGAUAGUGGAGGAGGACCCCCAGCCAAACAGAGAGACCUGGAAGGGGCAGUCAGUAGGCUGGGUGGGGAGCGGCGAACAAGAAGAGAAUCACGCCAGGAGAGCGACCCAGAAGAUGAUGAUGUUAAAAAGCCAGCACUGCAGUCUUCCGUUGUAGCUACCUCCAAAGAGCGCACACGUAGAGACCUUAUCCAGGACCAAAACAUGGAUGAAAAGGGAAAGCAAAGGAACCGACGAAUAUUUGGCUUGUUGAUGGGCACUCUUCAAAAAUUUAAACAAGAAUCUACCGUUGCGACUGAAAGGCAAAAGAGACGCCAAGAAAUUGAACAAAAACUUGAAGUUCAGGCUGAAGAAGAGAGAAAACAAGUGGAAAAUGAGAGGCGAGAACUAUUUGAGGAGAGACGUGCCAAACAGACAGAACUGAGGCUUCUGGAGCAGAAGGUUGAGCUUGCGCAGCUGCAAGAAGAAUGGAAUGAGCAUAAUGCCAAGAUAAUUAAGUACAUAAGAACUAAGACAAAGCCCCAUUUGUUCUAUAUUCCUGGAAGAAUGUGUCCAGCUACCCAAAAACUAAUAGAAGAGUCACAGAGAAAAAUGAAUGCUUUAUUUGAAGGUAGACGCAUCGAAUUUGCAGAACAAAUAAAUAAAAUGGAGGCUAGGCCUAGAAGACAAUCAAUGAAGGAAAAAGAGCAUCAGGUGGUGCGUAAUGAAGAACAGAAGGCGGAACAAGAAGAGGGUAAGGUGGCUCAGCGAGAGGAAGAGUUGGAGGAGACAGGUAAUCAGCACAAUGAUGUAGAAAUGGAGGAGGCAGGAGAGGACGAGGAGAAGGAAGCAGGUGCAGUUCAUAGUGAUGCAGAGAAAGAACAGGAGGAGGAGGAGCAAAAGCAGGAAAUGGAGGCUAAGAUGGAGGAGGAGACUGAGGUAAGAGAAGGUGAGAAGCAGCAGGAUAGUCAGCCAGAAGAAGGUAUGGAUGUGUUAGAGAUGGUUGAAAGUGUCAAAAAUGUAAUUGCUGAGCAGGAAGUGAUGGGAAGUAAUCAAGUCGAAAGUAUAGAGCCUUCAGAAAAUGAAACUAGCAAAGAAUUGGAGCCAGAGAUGGAAUUUGAUGUUGAGCCAGAUAAAGAAUGUAAAUCUCUUUCUCCUGGAAAAGAGAAUAUUAAUUCUGUGGAAGUGGAAAAGGAGUCUGAGGAAAAAGAAGAUAAAGAGCCUGAGCCCCAACCUGAGCCCAUGGCUCAGCCUCAGCCCCCGCCUCAGCCCUUUCCCCAGAGCCAGCCCCAUUCUCAGCCCCAACCCGCACUCCAGUCCCAGCCUCUCUCUCAGCCUGAGACUUUGCCAUUAACAGUUUUGCAGCCUCCGCUUCAGGUGCUUCAGGAGCAAGGGAAUCUCCUACCUGAGCGGAAGGAUUUUCCUAUAGAGUCUAUAAAACUCCCUGAGGUGCCUCUAGAGCCAGUCUUGACAGUACAUUCAGAAAACAAAAAUAAAAACAAAACUAGGAGCAGGAGCAGAGGUCGGGCACGAAAUAAGACAAGCAAGAGUAGAAGCCGGAGCAGCAGCAGCAGCAGCUCCAGCAGCAGCUCCACCAGUAGCAGCAGUGGCAGCAGUUCCAGCAGUGGCAGUAGCAGUAGUCGAAGCAGCUCGAGCAGCAGCUCCAGCACCAGUGGGAGCAGCAGCAGAGACAGCAGCAGCAGCACUAGCAGUAGCAGUGAGAGUAGAAGUCGUAGUAGGGGCCGAGGACAUAACCGGGAUAGGAAGCACAGGAGGAGCAUGGACCGGAAGCGAAGGGACAUUUCAGGACUAGAGAGAAGUCACAAGUCUUCCAAAGGAGGUGGUAGAGAUACGAAAGGGUCAAAGGACAAGAAUUCCCGAUCUGACAGAAAAAGGUCUAUCUCAGAGAGUAGUCGAUCAGGCAAAAGAUCUUCAAGAAGUGAAAGAGACCGAAAAUCAGACAGGAAAGACAAAAGGCGUUAACGGAAGAAGCCAGGCUUUCUUAGCCUAUUUGCAGCAGAAGAUUUGAUGAGUGAAAAGGAUUACCUUGUAAGGAGGAUGCUGCCUUAAGAAUUGCAUGUUGUAAAAAUUCUUUUUGGAAAAUACAGACUGUUUGUUUACCAGACAUUCUUGUACUUUUUGCAUAAUUUUGUAAGAGUUAUUUAUCAAAAUUAUGUGAGGUUCUAAAAUAUGUAAAAAUAAUAAUAAUAAAAAAGAUUACCAUCCCUUGUCAUCUUUUUUAAAUGCCCCAUUACUCCUCAGUCAGAAUCUGUAUAUUUUAAUAGGUAAAUCUUUAACUCGUUCCUUUAUGUUCUGUACCAUACAUUGCUUUUGUAGAAAUAAAUGUGCAUCUUCCAUUA